Molecule: messenger RNA, 1188 nt
Organism: Rhizoctonia solani
Lineage: Eukaryota; Fungi; Basidiomycota; Agaricomycetes; Cantharellales; Ceratobasidiaceae
Product: RNase H domain-containing protein
Exons: 2
Coding region: 1-1188 (395 amino acids)
Biological process (GO): DNA replication, removal of RNA primer
Molecular function (GO): RNA-DNA hybrid ribonuclease activity; nucleic acid binding
Source: RefSeq, a predicted model, not a curated record
AUGAACUACUCAGCUAAGCUCAGAACCAUCCCCAAGUCAUCUGAAGUUGCUAAACGUCUCCCUGCAUCAUGGGACACGCAUACACCCACCCUUAACAGCAACAGGAAUAACAAGACCAAGAGCUUACAGUCCCCCAUCCACUUCAUUGCAUCUCACAGUCACCCACACAUUGAAUUUGUCUUGCCCACAUUAACCACCCAUCCAACCCAUCCAUUCCAUUCCCUGAUCAAAUCAAAAUCAAAGACACCACUGACGGCCUCAAGCGCGACAAAUACCGUGACAGAGUCCUAUCCGAAAUUAGCGUACUUGAAGAAUGUCAUGCCAGCGUUCUUGGCUACUCAGAUGGGCACGCGGCAGUGUCCAAUGGCAUUCAGAAAGUUGGCGUCGGCUACGUUAUACGUGCUGGAAAAGGACUCUGUCAUUGUCGUUGCGUUCAUGAAAGCUAAACAAAUAGCCGAAAGCCAAGGUUAUUGCAAAAUACGUAUAUAUUGCGACAACCAGUCCGCCGUUAAAUCAAUCGCCGACCUCUCACGACAUCCGUGCCAAUUUGCAUCUAGAGCAUUCGUCACCGCCACCAAGGCAUUCGUGGCGGAACACCCAGAACAAUCCAUUCACAUCACCUGGACGCCCGGGCACAACGGAGUCGAAGGCAACGAAACAGCGGACCGCUUGGCUAACGAAGGAGCUAGAGUGGCCCCGACCCCCAUAUUCAAUCGCACCAUCACAUGGGCAAAAGAACAGGCAACCCGCAAAACCAUACGUACAUGGAAGAAAGCAUGGUACGAGCACUCAGAAUCACGCAUUAACUCGAAAUAUUACAUACCCCGCCCACCCGCACUCAAACUGCACCCCAUAUUCAACUCAAGCAAGCUGGGCAGGGACAUUGAGUGCCGCCUCGUACAAUACCUCACCGGACACGGCCAUUACGGCAAGUACCAUGCACAAUUCCACCACAAUGUAGAUCCCAGAUGCGCCUGCGGGGAGUCGGAUGAGACAAUUUUUCAUUUAACCACCUCCUGUCCCGCUACGGCGGGACACAGGGGGAUACUCAGUGAGUUUUCCACCAACAUUAGUGAUCCCACACUGUUUGGUUCCCUUGCAGGUCUUGAAGCAGUCGCAAAGUUCAUAGCCAAGACGGGCAUAGGCCGAAGACGAGGAGGCCCGCAGGCAGCCGCUCAUUCCAUGUAA